This is a messenger RNA of Acromyrmex echinatior (Panamanian leafcutter ant), 3135 nucleotides long. RefSeq lists its product as uncharacterized. The record is from RefSeq and is a predicted model, not a curated record. Lineage: Eukaryota; Metazoa; Arthropoda; Insecta; Hymenoptera; Formicidae.
CAUAUUUAUAUAAAAAAGCGAAUAAAAAGAGAUCUAUGAUACGCAGUGGCUGUAUUACGAUAAAAUGUGCGGUUUUCGCAAUUCAUAAUCACGCAUGCUUUUAUCGCUUGCUCGUUCGCUUUCGAACGACUUCCGUGUAAUGACGAAAACACGCAGCACACACCGGGCACGGUAUAGUCAGUGUUUUAAACGGCGGUCGUUGGAUCGAUUUUUCCUCUGCCACCUGUAUACUGUCACACAGUCGACCGCACACUCAUACAUAUAGAAAGGUAAAAGCUAUACGGAAUUAAUGGCAAGGUGAAGCCGAGCUCGCAGUACGCCGCGCAAUUCGGUAGCAAAGGGCUGCCGCGUCGUCGGGAACUUCGCUUCCGCCUGUGCUCACGCACAAUUAAAAAUAGAUGUAAAAUAAAUGGAUUGCAUAUCGACGAUCACGGCUGUUAUUUGCGCAUUCGUGUUAUUUGCAUGUGCGAUUUCUAAAACAAAGGAAAUUUCCGCAUUUUAAUUUAUUACGAGUACAGUUGGUGUAACGCAAUUACCUUCGGCGUUGUCAUUCAUUUAAUAUUCUAAUUAAUCGGGUUUCUCUAACAUUCGUCCGAAUUGUAGCACAGGCAUUGAGACAUACCACCUGUUCAUCGGACGGGGAAAAACACUACACGUUGUGUGACGUCAAUCGCAUAACUUAAGUAUACGUUCGAAGAAAAGCGAUGACCGUUUGUAUAGAAAGUAUAAAGUGAAAUUUAGUAGGCAUCGAGAAACGUUCCCUUUCUAGCACGAAAGUUCUUCGAGAUGUCACUGAUAAGACAGAUUACAGAAUGAUCGAAGUUUCACUUCUAAACGAUGAAAUUUAAGUAACGAACUUUAACCCUUUAAUUGUUUUCGUGUCUUAUAUCGAUAUAUAAAAACAUUGAGGGUUGAACUCGUGGAAGAUUUAUUGUCGGCAGAAAAUACGAUUAUGCUCGCUCCGCGACGCGAGCAAUUCACGAAGGACUUUUAUACCCGUGAUUUGUGUAGAUCACUAAUAUCGAUAAAAUCGUCAUGAAGUGGAAGAGAGAGCCUUGUGAAUUUUUAUCGCAGAAAACAUUUCUCAUAAUAAAGGAUGACUUGGAUAUUUCAAAAGAUCCGACUAAGACGACAAAUGGCAAGAAGGCAGCGGCGAAAAAUGCAGCGCGUAUCGGCACCUGGCCGCCAAAAAUGAAGCGCGUAAAGGUUUUCUGCGAGAAGGAGCCGGAGAGGCCAAAAACGGCGAAUCUUACAAGGCCAAGUGUACUGGACCCCGCGCUUGUGAAUAAGCUUGACAUGUCGUUGCUCAGUAAGGAAUUGCUCUGCGACUCGAUGACGCGUUUUCAUCAGAAUGGCAAACCAGUCAGUGGGGGUACGACAUCAUCAUCAUCAUCGUCGUCGCUAUCAUUGCUGUUACCGUCGCCGCCGUCGGUAUCACGACGACGCCAAAGCGCCGUCGUCAAUAUCGCGACGACUACCACCUGGUCGUCUCAUGACGCUCCAGUGCGUCGUCAGCGACGGAGCUUCGAACAGAUUUACGAGCCGCGGGUCGCAGCGGGUCUAAUGGAGGAAAUUGACAGAUCUCGAUCGCUUGCAGUUAUCGCGACGCAGGAAUCUGUGUCCAAACGAAACUCCGACAUCAGAAGGCUCGACGAUAAUAAUAACAAAAACAGUCCUCCUAAAGUGCUAUCAAUGGUGAAGAAGAAGAACUCGCGGGCCGGUCUAUCAAAUGAUCUGGAAAUAUUCACUUCCACCUCAAAGACAACAAAAAGUGCGCCAGAGCCUUGCAAGACUUGCGGGCGUCCAGAUCAGCCGGAGAGAUUUCACAGUCAUCCUAAGGGCAGUCAGUCCAAAAUCAAGGAUAUUCCAUCGCCGAUGAUAAAAUCGAAGCCUACGGUGUUGUCGGUACCAAAAUCCAUUCAGAAGCCGGUGGCGUUGAAUUUUCGUAGCGACCGAAACAGGAAUAAACUGGAUGAGACCGAGAACCCGGUCAUUCCUCAGAAUCAUUCUUCUCAGGUCUCGGAUCAGCAAAGCAGAUCGUUGUCCGCGCUGAUGAAACGAGGUCCCAGGAGUGUCACGUGCUACGUAUGUGGUCGAGAAUUCGGCACUGCCAGCUUUCCUAUACACGAGCCUAAGUGCAUGGAGAAAUGGGAGCGCGAGAAUAAUUUGCUGGCUCCAUCUCAGAGACGGCCCAGACCACAAAAACCUGCGGUUGGUAUCGAGCACAAUGAUUGGAACGCAGCUGCAUGGGAGCAGAGUCAGGAGCAAUUAAUUCCGUGUGCGAAGUGUGGGAGGACGUUUUUGCCUGAACGAUUGCCAGUUCAUGAGAGAAGUUGCAAAGCCACGCCUAAGAAUAACGAACGACUGGCCACUCCAGUGAAUGGGCGUAAUGCACCGCCUACCGUUCCCUGUAGUAUUUGUGGACGAAGAUUCGGUACUAGAAGCAUAAAGAUUCAUGAGCCUCAAUGCAAUAGACGAUGGCAAGCCCAGAAUGAUGUCAGCCAACAGGAAGAUCCAGCCCUUUACAGGCAAAAAUCAGUCAACAGUGGACAGGGAAGUUCACAGUCAAUGUAUCCGAAUUUGUCGCAAAAGAAAACGGUUACAUGUUAUAUCUGUGGUCGAGAUUUCGGAUCGUCUAGUAUCGCUAUUCAUGAGCCCCAGUGCUUAAAGAAGUGGCAUGCCGAGAAUGAUAAGCUAUCGCCGGCUCGAAGAAGAAAGGAGCCGCAAAAACCUGAAAUUAUAUACAUACGUACAAUACAAUCAGCAAUGACGACUUCACUGUUCGCAGAGGAUCCCAGCACCGGAAAUAUGAUGGUUGACCAGGCAGCAACAGUCGAGGCCAACUGGAUGACACAUCUGAGCCAAUUGGUACCCUGCAAGCAUUGCGGAAGAACUUUUAAUCCCGAUCGUGUGAACAUUCAUGAGAAAAGCUGCAAAGGGAGUCGUUAAGAAUCUACCAGCUCUCUCUCACCUUAAUGUUAGAAUAUAUUAUAUUAAUCAAGUAUCGCUUAUAUUUUUUAGAAGUGAUCUGUGUUUUUACAUGGAUAUUAUAAAUAAUAUCGACUUCUGUAACAUAGCGUUCAUGUGGAGAUUUUUAAGUUUUUUUACUUAAAACUUAAAACUGCUUAAAACUUU